UUGCAAAGGGGCAGAACAUUUCCGUAUGUUUUCCAACAUGGCGGCCAGGACUCGGCAGCUGGUUGCAGCUCUGCUCUUCAUCUUCGGAGGUGUUUUAAGUUUCCCUCUCAGUCAGGACACUCAGCACACUGCUACCUGCGGAUAUGAGUCAUGUCACGCUACCAAGUCCAACAUGCUGAACGUCCACCUCGUCCCUCACACACACGAUGACGUCGGCUGGCUCAAGACUGUGGACCAGUACUUCUAUGGAGACCGUAACGACAUCCAGCAUGCGGGCGUGCAGUACAUCCUGGACUCGGUGGUGGACCAGCUGUUGAAGAAUCCAGACAGGAGGUUUAUCUACGUGGAGACGGCUUUCUUCUACCGCUGGUGGAAACGGCAGAGCUCCAGCAUGCAGCAGACUGUCAAACAGCUGGUUAACGAAGGCCGUCUUGAGUUUGUGAAUGGCGGCUGGUGCAUGAGUGAUGAGGCCACUACGCACUACAGCGCCGUUAUCGACCAGAUGACCAUGGGUCUGAGGUUCCUCAAUGAGACUUUUGGGGUUUGCGGUCGCCCCCGAGUCGCCUGGCACAUCGACCCUUUCGGUCACGCCCGGGAACACGCCUCCAUGUUUGCACAGAUGGGAUACGACGGCUUCUUCUUCGGUCGUCUUGACUACCAGGACCGCACUCGCAGGAUGAUCGAUAAGGAGCAGGAGCUUCUGUGGAGAGCGUCCGACAGCCUCACGCCACCGAUGGCCGACCUCUUUACCGGGAUCCUUCCUAAUGGGUACAACCCCCCCCCGGGCUUCUGCUGGGACCAGUCCUGUGACGACCCGCCGAUCAGAGACGACCCCGACCUCGAGGAUUAUAAUGUGGAUGAUGUGGUUAUGCGCUUCAUCGAAAUCGCCAAAAAUCAGGCUUUGGUGUAUAAGACCAAUCACAUCAUCAUGACCAUGGGCUCAGACUUCCAGUAUGAGAACGCCAACCUGUGGUACAAGAACCUGGACAAGCUCAUCCACUACGUUAACGCCCUGCAGACAAACGGCAGCAAGAUCAACGUACUCUACUCUACGCCUUCCUGUUACCUCCAGGAGCUGCACAGAGCAAACCUUACAUGGGCUUUGAAGACGGAUGAUUUCUUCCCGUACGCAGACGAUUCUCAUGAUUUCUGGACCGGCUACUUCACCAGCCGACCGGCGCUGAAACGAUACGAAAGGAUCAGCAACAGCAAUCUGCAGACGUGUAACCAGCUGGAGGUACUCGGUGGUCCGGCCUCCACGAAGGGACCCUUUGGGGAAGGCGACAGCGACACCAUGAAGAAAGCCAUGGCGGUGGCUCAGCACCACGACGCAGUGUCAGGCACCGAGAAGCAACAUGUUGCCAACGACUACGCCAGGAGGCUUGCUAAAGGCUGGCAGCACUGUCAGAUUUUGGUCAGUAACAGUCUGGCUGCUCUGAGCGGCUCAACUGCGGAGCGAAUCUACUGUGACAACCUCAACAUUAGUGUGUGUCCUCUCACUGAGUCCAGCAAAAAGUUCUCAGUCAAUGUGUACAACCCUCUCGUUCGGCCCGUCACUUGGCCGGUGAGGCUUCCAGUCAACGGAUCAGCAUAUGCGGUGUCUGAUGCUAACGGGAAGUCUGUGGACUGCAAGGUGGUUCCAGUGUCCAGCGUCACUCAGGAUGUGAGGAAGAACCGAGGCUCCGCUGUGAACGAGCUGGUGUUCCAGGUGCAGGCUCCUCCUCUGGGCUACAGCACCUACUCUGUCUCCCUGCUUCAGAGCGGGCCUCCACCCGCCUCCACGCAGCCCCGCACACCCACAGCCAUCCAGAACAAGUACCUACAAGUGACCUUUGACCCCGACACCGGCCUGUUGAGCAGCCUCAGCAACCUGGAGACCAAACAGACCGUGAAGCUGACGCAGAAUUUCUAUUGGUAUAACGCCAGUGACGGGAACAAUUCACAUAGCAACCAGCCUUCAGGCGCCUACAUCUUCAGACCGAACUCCUCCACGCCUUUUAUCAUCAGCAAGACGGCCAAGACUGAGACGGUUCAGACCUCGGUGGUGCAGGAGGUGAGGCAGUGGUUUUCUCCCUGGGCCUCUCAGGUGGUUCGUCUCUACGCUGACAGCAGAGCUCUGGAGCUGGAGUGGACGAUCGGGCCGAUUCCCAUCGAUGACGAUCUGGGGAAAGAAGUGAUCACUCGUUUAGACACCAGCAUCAAGACUUCAGAAAUCUUCUACACAGACUCGAACGGCCGAGAGGUGCUGCAGAGAAAGAAAGACUUCAGGCCCACUUGGCACCUGAAGCAGUCGGAGCCCAUCGCUGGAAACUACUACCCCAUCAACUCUCGUGCUUUCAUCAAGGAUGACGAGGACCAACUCACUGUGGUGACAGAUCGCUCUCAAGGAGGAGGCAGCAUCAAUAACGGCUCUCUGGAGAUCAUGCUGCACCGCCGGCUGCUGUACGAUGACGUCCGUGGCGUUGCCGAGCCCCUCAAUGAGACCUCUCACAUCUUCCCCAAGGGGCUGGUGGUCCGCGGCCGCCUCCUGCUCUCCCUGGAACGCCCGCCCGCCGCAGCCGACGCACACCGCCCCCUGGCUCAGGAGGUGGUACUGCAGCCGCUGUUGACGUUCACUAAUGGAGAGCUGCACCCGAACACUAAACUAGAGUUCUCGGGGCUUCAGGCUGCGCUGCCCCCUGCUGUCCACCUGCUGACACUGAGCCAGUGGGACAAAGACUUGGUGCUGCUGAGACUGGAGCACCAGUUUCAGAGCUGGGAGAGUAAAGUGAACUCGCAGCCCGUCACCGUCAACCUGCAGAAGCUGUUUUCCACUCUGGAGGUGCUGGGAGCCUCUGAGCUGAACCUGUCGGCCAAUCAGUGGAAAGACGACAUGACACGUUUUGAUUGGACGGCGCAGACAGGUGCUGAGUCGCUGCCGAAGAACUCCGAAGCCCCCUCCGCCGCUGCCGCCUGGGAGGUCACCUUGAAGCCGAUGGAGAUCCGAACCUUCCUGCUCCGAGUCCGAGUCAGCCUCAGAUAGCCAAUCAAUCCUCACAAAUUCAAUUCUUACCAAAAAAAAAGAAAAAAAGAGGUUCAAUCAAUUUAAGCCCUCCUCCUCGGCGGCCUCUCGCUUGUUGUUUUGAUUCAAACAGGCAGGAACUGUUUCUUACACCGGUCGGAAAAUGUGCAGACGCUCGGAGAAAAGAAGAAAGGAGAAAAAAAAAAGGAUGAAUAAGGCUUUCUGUGUUUUAGAAAAGGAGAACAUUGAGGACACUAUAGAGUGAAAUGAAUUGUUUGUACUUGGGUUAAAAAAAAAAGAAAAAAAAAACAUCUCCGGGUUUCUUUUGUUUACGUUUAAAUGGAGACGAAUGAAAAGUUUAAACUCCAACAGAUGUUUUUUUUUUUUUUUUAAGAAACUCAGAGAAAGAAAAAAAAAAGGUUAUUUGGCAUUUUAGUGACACUGAAUGUAUGAAAUCUUUUAAGAUGUACUGUAUCCUCUUCCUCCUUUUCUUCCUCCUCUCCCUCUUCUUCAUCCUCCUUUUCUUCCUCCUCCUCCUCUCCCUCCUCCUUUUCUUCCUCC
Scomber japonicus (chub mackerel) is the source of this 3562-nucleotide messenger RNA. It is a transcript of the gene man2b1, whose product is annotated as mannosidase, alpha, class 2B, member 1. The transcript is spliced from 24 exons. Gene Ontology annotation, biological process: mannose metabolic process. Gene Ontology annotation, molecular function: alpha-mannosidase activity; carbohydrate binding. Gene Ontology annotation, cellular component: lysosome. Bases 26 to 3022 code for a protein of 998 amino acids. The record is from RefSeq and is a predicted model, not a curated record. NCBI's taxonomy places the organism in Eukaryota, Metazoa, Chordata, Actinopteri, Scombriformes, Scombridae.